AUGUCUUUGGUGCCGUAUUGGUUGCGUCAUCUGAGGAAUUUGGCAUACAGGGACCCUUUCACGAGGGUUUUGGAAGAUCCCUUCACCGUGUUCGCCAAGGACCCGUUUUUCCGCGACCCCCUGAAGUACAUGAAGCAAGUGACGGCUCCUUUGCAAGAUCACCAUGGAAUCGAAGGUGUGUACUCGGAUUCCGAAGUGAAAGUCGACGGGAAGAAAGUGGAAGUGCAUUUGGAUGUUCAGAACUUCAGCCCGGAACAGAUCCAGGUGAAGACAGUUGGAAAUGAGAUAACGAUUGAAGGGAAGAAGGAGGUGAAAAGGGAAGAUGGUUGGACGAGGAGUCACUUCGAAAGAAGGUUUUUGCUACCCGAAGGUUUUCCUCCGGAACGCGUGGAGUGUCACUUGGACAAGGGGAAAUUGAAGCUGGUCGCGUUCAGGUCAGAACCAUUGGCAGAGAGGACCAUUCCCAUCCAGGAUAUCUCAGCUGAGAAAGAGUCGUUAUCUGAGAAGGAUAAGUCAACCGCCUUCAAGUCAGAACCAUUGGCAGAGAAGACCAUUCCCGUCCAGGAUAUCGCACCUGAGAAAGAGUCGUCAUCUGAGAAGGCUAUUAAUGUCCCCACUGCUGCGGCACAGGCCUUCACUAUGGAUGGAAUAGGGAGAUUGGGCCUAACUACUUUUUAUGGGCCUUUCCUUCUGAUGCCGGACAAAGUCCGGACACAAGGCAAAAAGUUGGUAACCCGGACCCUGAGCCAAUCCGCGAAUGACCCCCUGGAUCCUUACUCACCGACAUAUAUACAACACCACCAAAAGUUAGUGUUAGUUUAGCUGGGACCUAAAGAUCAAGGUAA
Messenger RNA from Chilo suppressalis (striped riceborer), 845 nucleotides. The record is from the annotation of a GenBank genome assembly. NCBI's taxonomy places the organism in Eukaryota, Metazoa, Arthropoda, Insecta, Lepidoptera, Crambidae.